AUGGCGUCAAUUCACAUGAAGAAUCUAGCUGACCUUUGCCGUGUAUGUGGCGAAAGGCUUCAAAAAUCCAAGAAAGCGGUUACUUCAAAGUUUCUCUGUAUGAAAUGGAAAGAUUUCUUGGCUGAAAAAUUUGAAAUUUUUGUGGAAAAGGAUCUUGAAGAAAUACACCCGCAAUAUUUUUGUCAUUCAUGUUACGCGCAUCCUGACUGAAGAACACUAGUUAAGGCCACAUGGCUCACUCAUUACGAAGAUAACUGUGGAGUAUGUUCCCGUGUAGAAGAGAUUAAAAAAGGAGCACGGCCCAAGAAGCCAAAAAGGGGAAGGAAGGCCGAUUCAAGACCUUCCAAUACGCAGGAGACAAAGGACGCCAACGAAACCUCUUUACAAGCUCUUGAAGAGCUUACUAAAGACUUACCUUCUCUUCGCUUCAAGGAGUUUUCCGAUAAAUUUUCCUUUCCCGAAAAUAUGAAACGAGAUUUAAUUUGCCCGGUUUGCCUUCAAGUCUUGGAUAAGCCAGUGGAAACCACUUGUCAGCAUUACUUUUGUGUAGAAUGCCUAAAAGGCUUAAUUAACAGUGGCCAAGGGGGUACAUGUGCUGUCUGUAAGGAGAAAGUUGGCCCUGUAAAAAUCCCUACACGAAUGGUACUAAAAUUAAUAGCUGAGCAGGAGGUAAUAUGUAAGAAAUGUGGCCAGACUGUGCACUACGAACACAGUUCAUCUCAUGUUUGUUCCAAUGACACCGCACCUGUUCCUGAACAGCCUCCAGCAAUGGCAGCUCCCCUUGAUCCCACCCAGACUUUGCAGCAAGUUCUAAAAGACGCUCAAGCUGGUAAUUUCUCACCAGAAGUGGAAAAAUUUGCACGGCAUAUGUCAGAAGUAGAAUUUAAAAUGCCCCGGAUGGAAAAACUGUACUCUUCAAGACUGGUGGAAAGGUAACUUUAUGUUUUGAAUUUGCCCUGUAAUUAAUCAUUCUUCCCUUCCCUUAUGGUAUGUGCUCAUUUUACCUAUUAAAUGUUGUCUUAGCCUUUAG
Molecule: messenger RNA, 1030 nt
Organism: Porites evermanni
Lineage: Eukaryota; Metazoa; Cnidaria; Anthozoa; Scleractinia; Poritidae
Source: the annotation of a GenBank genome assembly